Ricinus communis (castor bean) is the source of this 1707-nucleotide messenger RNA. Its product is annotated as probable glutathione S-transferase. The transcript has 2 exons. Gene Ontology annotation, molecular function: glutathione transferase activity. Gene Ontology annotation, biological process: glutathione metabolic process. The coding region runs from base 289 to 1104 and encodes 271 amino acids. Gene Ontology annotation, cellular component: cytoplasm. The record is from RefSeq and is a predicted model, not a curated record. NCBI's taxonomy places the organism in Eukaryota, Viridiplantae, Streptophyta, Magnoliopsida, Malpighiales, Euphorbiaceae.
GUUCGUCAAAUGGCUGUAAGGCAAUUGCAAAUGGCAAAAGUCUGUGGAAUUUGUUCACUGCAAGGACAUCCCACCGAUAUGUGUCCAACAUUGCAACAAGACUCCAUGCAAGAAGCUAAUGCUCUAGGAGGAUUUGCUGGUCAACCUCAAAGGAAGUAUGACCCCUUUUCUAAUCAUUACAAUCCUGGAUGGAGAGAUCACCCGAAUUUGAGCUAUGGGAACCAAGAAGGACAAUAAAAGUAUCCUUCCCAGAAUUUCAAUAGACAACCUUAAGCUUCAAAUUCAGGUAUGUCUUUGGAAGAUAUUAUUCAAAAUCUUGCUAACAAUGCUCUUCAAUUUCAACAGGAAACAAGGUUAAGCAUUCAGAGUUUAGGCAAUCAAAUUACUCAACUGGCUACGUCGGUUAGUAAAUUGGAGGCUCAAAAUUCUAGAAAACUACCUUCACAACCAGAGAUAAAUCCAAAGGAGAAUGUUAGUGCAAUUUUUCUUAGAAAUGGAAAGGAGAUUCCUUCAGGGUUGAUUCCACUUAAAAAAGGUGAACCAAGCAAGGAAAAAGAAGAAAAAGAAGCUUCCUCUAAAGCAUCACGUGGGGUAAAAUUCGAUCCUCCUCUAUCUCUUUCAUCUCACACUCCAUUACCUCGUUUUCCUAGCAGAUUAGCUAAGCCAAAAGAAGAUGAGCAAGAAAAGGAGAUCCUUGAUACAUUUAGGAAGGUGGAGAUAAAUAUCCCAUUAUUGGAUGCUAUCAAACAAAUUCCUAAAUAUGCAAAGUUCUUGAAGGAAUUAUGCACAAACAAAAGAAGGAUGAAGGAAAAGGAGAAAGUGGUAGUAAGUAAGAAUGUGUCGGCCAUCUUGCAAAAGAAUAUGCCCGAAAAAUGCAAGGAUCCAUCAGCCAUCACCAAAACUUUCUAUUUUCACUGGGCGGUUCUACCUCCUUUCCCACUAUCACCACUCACUAUUCAGUCCGAAUUACUUGCAAAUCAGGGGAGUUUCAUAUCUCUUUUCAUUUCUUUUGUGAGCCAUUUUCUUUUUGAUACAUUGAGGACAAUGUAUAGUUUAGGUGUGGGGGAGGAAUAUGAUAAUUAUAUGAUUUUCUUUUCUUUUUGAAAAUAUUUUUUUUAUGCUUAUAAUUAGGUAUGCUUUAAUUCAUAUAUGCUACUUUUUCUUUUCCAACCUUGAGUUUUAUUUUGAUAACCUGGAAUACCAUGUAAGUUAGAAAUACAUUUUUGGUUUGAAUUUCAAUACAUGAAAGGGGAUAAGCAUGAUUAGUGUUUCUUUAAAACUAUCCGAAGGUAUCUCAUUAGUUUAUUGAUUGAAAAACGCACAAGACUUGAUACAAAUGUAAACAUUCAAGUGAGCUUUUGAGCCAAAGAGCAGUUCAUUAUGUUUUGCUCUAAUUAUUUUUGAUAUUGAGUGUUAUCAAACUAGUAUGAUUAUUCUAGAACUUGCUUCUGAAUUCAUAUUGAGACCACAUUUUUUGGAUUGAUGCUUUAAUAUGAUAAGGGCAAUUAGGAUUAACCUAUUCUUAGACUCUUAAAAUACCUACCGUGUUGAUUUCCUUUUUAGUUAGCCACCUUGAGCCUAUUUUCCAUUUUCUUUGUUAUUUUUAACACAUGUUGUUUAACCCAAGACCUUUCGUUUGCUACCUCUAUUUUUCUACCCUUGUCAAGGCAAAAAGGGAAGUGUUGCAUGGUACAAAUGAAACAACAA